This is a messenger RNA of Nylanderia fulva, 970 nucleotides long. It is a transcript of the gene PDCD-5, whose product is annotated as programmed cell death 5. The record is from RefSeq and is a predicted model, not a curated record. Gene Ontology annotation, molecular function: DNA binding. Gene Ontology annotation, cellular component: cytosol; nucleus. Lineage: Eukaryota; Metazoa; Arthropoda; Insecta; Hymenoptera; Formicidae.
AAGAAAUGAGAUAAAAUCAUAUCUUCGAGGUUGCGAAGAGAAGGAAAAAAACAAAAAAUUGAGUGUAGAAGGUACAAGUAAAACGGGCAAAUCUAUAGUGAAGAUGCAAGGCUAUAUAUAAAUUUACGUAUGCAUAUUGAACGUAUGACGUUCACGAAUGUUCACGAAAGUUUAAGAAGAAUUAAGUGAUUUAACAGCCGUAAUUAAACCGCCGCAGUUUGAUUUUAGAAUCUAGAAAAUUUAACAAAAGAAUACGAAAAGCGUAAAUAUGUCAGAUCCCGAACUUGAAGCAAUACGACAGCAACGUUUGAUGCAGUUGCAAUCCCAAUAUAAGGGUAACAAUGCCGACAAUAAACAAGCGAUGGAGGAAAAGAUGCAACGCAUGGAAGAGAUGAAACAUACUAUAUUGACUCAAGUAUUGGAUCAGUCAGCUAGAGCAAGAUUAAACACACUUUGUCUUGGGAAACCAGAGAAAGGAAAAAUGGUAGAAGAAAUGAUUCUGAAUAUGGCACAAAAUCGUCAACUACCCGGGAAACUUGGAGAGCAACAAUUAAUUAAUUUACUUGAGAGUUUAAAUCAACAAACGCAAAGGAAAACAACUGUCAAAUUUGAUAGAAGAAGAGCAGCUUUGGAUUCAGAUGAUGAUAUGGAUUUGUAGCAAAUGUACAAAUUUUAUAUCCGAUAUGUUACUUUGAUUGGGAAACUUACUCUCAAUUUGUGUAUGCAGUUAAAGGUAACCUUUUACAGUUACAAUACACAUUAUUUUUAUGCUUAGUUGUGUUUUACUUUUAUGCUAUAAAAAUAAAAGUUACUAAUGCCAAUAUGGCAGAUUUUGAUAUAGAUAUAAGAGAAAAUUGUCCAACAUUAUCUCCCAUCUUACGAUAAAAUAUUUCAUAUAUCCUUCUGUAAUAAUAGUAACACGACAGAAAUGUUUAGUUUAUAUUUUUUUUAUUCGAUACAUAUAAAUAUA